GCUAUAGUAGUGUUGUCAAUAAUGGGUCUACCAACUCUUCAAUCUUCAUUGCCUCUGAAUGAAUGACCUCAGGUCGUGUAUGCUUAGGGCACGGCCUCUUUUACAUUUUUAUCAAUUCACGGAUACUUUUCAUUCCGCUGGUUUUUAUCUUUGUCAAAAUGAACGUUCGACAGAUGUUUUUCACGUUUGGCAACAUCUGCAAUGCCUUCACCAGAAAUUUAUCCUCCAGUGGCUCAAAGGGACUUUCUGAAAUCGAAAGGAGGAUUGGGAAGCGGCCUAUGACGCUCCAAAACACAGACAAUGUUAGAAUCCAUUUCUGCCAAUCCUCCACUGUUGCAUCAAUACACACAGCCUUUCCUUAUCGACAGAGAAAAAGACGUUCUCCUGAUUUGACAUUUUCGAGAAGUCGGAGUCAGAGUACGGAGCACAUGAGCUCAGAAGAAAAGGCUAAGAAAUUCCAGCGACCAAAAGCGCAAUCUACAAUUGAUGAGCAGGAGAUCAGUCAUUUUUCUGCGCUUUCUUCAUUGUGGUGGGAUGAAGGAGGAGAAUUUGAAGCCUUGCAUUCUCUGAAUGAAUUAAGAAUACCUCUGAUACGAGACGCCAUGAUGUCUCAGAAGACAAUCGAUCAGUACAGGGCAGACAAACCCCUCGAGGGAUUCUGGGUACUAGAUGUUGGGAGCGGUGGAGGAAUUUUGUCUGAGCCUUUGGCGCGGUUAGGGGCGUCUGUGAUUGGAGUGGAAGCCUCAGAGGAGAACAUCAAGAUUGCACAAGCCCAUCUCUUACACGACCCAGCGAUUCGAGACAACAUCAAGUACAUACAUACAACAGUAGAGGAUAUCGCAGAAACGCAGGCUGGAAAAUUUGAUGCUGUUGUUGCUUCAGAAGUCCUAGAGCAUGUAGCAGACGCAAACAUGUUUGUGUCUUCCGCUUGUAAGCUUGUUAGGCCUGGAGGUUCUGUUUUCUUCACAACGCUGAACAAGACAGCCGUGUCCUACGCGCUGGGUAUCGUGGUGGCGGAGCAGAUGCUGAAGCUGGUCUCUCCCGGCACACACGACUGGGACAAGUUUAUCGCACCGCUCGACCUUCAGUACAUGCUGGAAAAAAACAACUUCUCCACAAGACUGGUCCACGGCAUGUGGUACAACCCCUUCAGCAAGAGGUGGUCCUGGUCCAAGGACACGAGCAUCAACUACGCCCUCCAUGCCGUACGGGCGCCGGCGGUUGAGGCUCUGGAGGAAAAUGUUUGGACAACCGAGACAGAAUCUGCCUCAGAGCCAGCUCCUCAAAAAGAUUAAUGUUUGUAUUUUUGUCAGAAAAUAGGAUUUCAGGGCAAGGUUUUUGAAGAUGACAAAAAUGUUCUAUUUCGCUUUGGUUGCCCUUGCAAAAAUUUGAUUUGCAAUGUGGUAUGUAUAGAUUUAUAACAUACAAUAUUACAUUGUCACUCAAAUAAAGAUGUAUGCUUUCGUUGGCACCAACACCUAUGUUUUGUUCAUUUUAUGGCGUAGAAUCAAAAGACAGCUUUAUGAUAUGAGCUGUUUGUCUUUGUACUGUAGAGACUUGACAGAACGUUGAGUUGUGAACUAAGUACAGAUGAAUUAACGUUUAUUUACAAGCACCUUAUAUACACCUGUGCAUAUUAACAGUAAAACAUUAGUUUAACUGGACUAUUUUGCACACAGGUGUUGUGUAACUAAGUCAAGAAAAUCUGUAAAUUCUCUAAAUUAUUCUUAAGAGAAAGCGAGUUCUUCCGAAGGAUCUGACUGGCUUUUGUUUUUUCUUUUCUUUUCUGCCAUUGUCAUAUUUCCUUUUGUGUCUAUUCUGCAUGACCUUAAAUGUAUCUACCACUACCAGAUCUGUGGCAUACAUCGGUGAUCAUGGUUCUCCAUUCAUUCCUUUGCUCGGAUGCUCUUAAAAAAGCUAUGUUUCCCUGAUCUUUCCCUGUUACCCAUUUGUUUAGGUUCCGUAAGAAGGUUGCUUUGGGCCUACCCCUGCCUCGUUUGCCUUCAAUUUUGCCAGUGAGAGCUAGAUAUUCUAGACUGUUACGUCUCUUUAGGUGUCCCAAACACUAAUUUAAUAAUACCUCUCAUAAUUUAAGGUUUUAUUAAUUCCAGCUUAGCUUUUUGACAAGCAUGAAGGCGGACAUUGAAAACUGACGGGUUAUUCAUAAGAGAAGAAACCCUUCCAUCAGUCAAUACAAUGGCAUUCUUGUGUCCCCUGCUGCCUUGGUUUUUCACUCUGAAUGCGAGUGUUUGUGGUGUGUAACAAAUUUGUGUGCCUUGAAUAAAUAAAUCAGUCAUGCUGAAAUACUU
This is a messenger RNA of Aplysia californica (California sea hare), 2309 nucleotides long. Its product is annotated as ubiquinone biosynthesis O-methyltransferase, mitochondrial. NCBI's taxonomy places the organism in Eukaryota, Metazoa, Mollusca, Gastropoda, Aplysiida, Aplysiidae. The transcript is spliced from 5 exons. The coding region runs from base 63 to 1295 and encodes 410 amino acids. The record is from RefSeq and is a predicted model, not a curated record. Gene Ontology annotation, molecular function: 2-methoxy-6-polyprenyl-1,4-benzoquinol methyltransferase activity. Gene Ontology annotation, biological process: ubiquinone biosynthetic process.